AUGUCAGCCGCAUACACCCGCCCUAGCGGUCUUAUCCAGAGACGAAAUAUCACCACUACCAGUAAUACAGUAGAUGGAACUGCUGACGAGAAGGAAGACAAAUUACAAGAGAGGGAAUCAGAGGAAGACCACGACUCGAAAGAAACUCGACUUACACUAAUGGAAGAAGUCUUGUUACUGGGACUCAAAGAUCGAGAAGGCUACACAUCGUUUUGGAAUGACUGCAUAUCAUCCGGACUGAGAGGUUGUAUACUCAUUGAAUUGUCUUUGAGAGGCAGAAUUGAGCUGGAGAAAGCUGGAAUGAGACGACGCAGCCUUGCCAACCGGAAAGUCAUAUGCAAAAAUGACCAGCCAACCGGAGACGUGCUGCUGGAUGAAGCUCUGCGACACAUUAAAGAAACUCAACCCCCAGAAACAGUGCAAACGUGGAUAGAAUACCUCAGUGGUGAGACUUGGAAUCCACUGAAAUUACGCUACCAGUUGCGCAAUGUCCGAGAACGACUGGCCAAGAACUUGGUAGAAAAGGGUGUUUGCACCACAGAGAAACAGAACUUCCUGCUGUUUGACAUGACCACCCAUCCACUCACAGAUAACAUUGUCAAGCAGAAACUGAUCAAGCGAGUCCAGGAUUCCGUGCUGAGCCGCUGGACAAAUGAUGCCCACCGAAUGGACCGGCGUAUGCUUGCCCUCAUCUAUCUGGCACACUCAUCUGAUGUUCUAGAAAAUGCUUUUGCCCCUCUGUCUGAUGAAGACUAUGAGGUUGCCAUGAAAAGGGUGCGGGAAUUGCUGGAUUUGGAUUGUGACACAGAAAGCAUGAAGGAAGGCACAAAUGAACUUUUAUGGGCGGUUGUUAGUGCUAUUAGCAAGUAA
Candidula unifasciata is the source of this 870-nucleotide messenger RNA. The record is from the annotation of a GenBank genome assembly. NCBI's taxonomy places the organism in Eukaryota, Metazoa, Mollusca, Gastropoda, Stylommatophora, Geomitridae.